This is a messenger RNA of Tarenaya hassleriana, 1445 nucleotides long. Its product is annotated as putative oxidoreductase TDA3. Gene Ontology annotation, cellular component: cytoplasm. NCBI's taxonomy places the organism in Eukaryota, Viridiplantae, Streptophyta, Magnoliopsida, Brassicales, Cleomaceae. Bases 174 to 1322 code for a protein of 382 amino acids. The record is from RefSeq and is a predicted model, not a curated record. Gene Ontology annotation, molecular function: oxidoreductase activity. The transcript is spliced from 2 exons.
AAACACGCGUCCGGCGCGAUUCAUCCGGGAAACAUCUCGCGAUUGCACUGACGUCAUCAUCUCUAUUCCUCUCCCCAUUUUGCCGACAAUUUCCUCUGCCACGACGGUGUGUAUUUGGAAUCCUUGAGAAACCAACGGUCUGGAUUUGCUAUUCUUCAUCGGAAUCGACCGAGAUGAACCCGCAAAACGAGACGGCCAAGCGGGUCGUGGUCUGCGGCGGUGGAGUCAUCGGCGUCUGCUCGGCGUACUUCCUCGCCAAGAAGGGCGCCGCCGUCACCCUCGUCGAGAGAUCCGCCGUCGCCUGCGCUGCCUCCGGUAAAGCCGCCGGCUUUCUCGCUCUCGACUGGUGCGACAACGGUCCUGUCGAGUCCCUCGCACGCGCCAGCUUUAACCUCCACCGUUCCCUGGCCGAGGAGUUAAACGGUGCCGAAUUGUACGGGUACAGACCCCUCACGACACUGAGCGUGACCGUGACGGAAUCUCAGUCUAGCUCCGGCUCUGGCGGGAAGGGUCUGCCAUCGUGGGUCGAUGGUCCGGCGAAGAGCCCAUCAACGAUCGGAACGACCCAAACUACGGCACAGGUUCAUCCUCAACUCUUCACGAGGACGCUAUUAGCUACGGCGACGGAGAAGUACGGUGUUGAUGUGGUCGUCGGGAAAGUGGAUCGAGUACAGGCUGAAGGAGGGCGAGUUGAAUCGGUGGUGCUGGAGGGUGGGCGAGUCAUCGACACGGACGCGGUUGUCUUGGCCUUGGGGCCAUGGUCCGGUAAAUUCGAGCUUUUGGCAUCGAUGUUUAGGGUUUAUGGUAUGAAAGCUCAUAGCAUUGUUCUGGAACCUAAGGAACCAAACGCCAUAACACCUCACGCGCUUGUCCUUAGUUAUCGUUCUUCUCGUGGUGGUGAACCUAUGGACCCAGAAGUUUAUCCUCGUCCGACAGGUGAAGUGUAUUUGUGCGGGAUGACAACAAAGGAAGAGGUACCAGACGAUCCAGAUCAAAUAACCGGCAAUCCCGAAUCGAUCCGUGUUCUGAAGGAAGUAGCCAGAAACGUAUCAAGCCAUCUGAAGGAAGAGAACGCGCAAGUGAAGGCCGAGCAAGCUUGUUUCUUGCCGUGCACAGACGACGGGGUCCCCGUAAUCGGUGAGAUCCCUGGGCUCAAGGGCUGUUAUGUAGCCACUGGUCACAAUUGCUGGGGCAUUCUGAACGGACCGGCCACCGGUGCUGCCCUUUCUGAGCUCAUUGUAGAUGGGAUUGCCACCAUUGUCGACCUUGAUCGGUUCAGCCCUUCCCGGUUCACCAGCCGUAAAAAGGGCUUAAUAAUAUAAGAGGGCCCUUAUGUUGAGUUCCAAUUGUGAUAAAACAAUAUUAUGUGCUUUUAACCAGAUUUCAACCACUGAACCAAGAACAAUAUUAUGUGAUUCCAAUCGAGAUUAUAAACGAUUAUGAAU